CCGAUUCCUAAGGGGUUCCUCCGGGGAUGACGUACUUGGAUGCUCUUGUGGACGGUGUCUGGGUAAUGGUGGUGUACGUAACAUCACAAUUGGUGGAUUGUGGAACCCUGGGCACAGCCGUGCUCUAGAAUGCCUGGUCUCCGAGAAAAUUGGAGAGAAAUAGGUGAGCCAUGAUUCCGGUCACAGAAUUACGCUACUUUGCCGACACCCAGCCGGCGUACCGCAUCCUGAAGCCCUGGUGGGACGUGUUUACCGAUUACAUCUCCAUCGUGAUGCUGAUGAUCGCUGUGUUUGGAGGGACGCUGCAAGUCACCCAGGACAAAAUGAUUUGCUUGCCUUGCAAAUGGGUCACCAAAGGCGCUUGCAAUGACUCCUCCAGGGACUGGACGCCGGCCACCCCCAGCCCGGUCUUCUACAACUCUUCCCUGGCGUCCUCUGUGGACAAGGGUCCGAAGGGGAUCAAUUACGAGCUCGACAGGCACCAGUACAACUACGUGGACGCCGUGUGCUACGAGAACCGCCUCCACUGGUUCGCCAAGUAUUUCCCUUACCUGGUGCUGCUGCACACCCUGAUCUUCUUGGCCUGCAGCAACUUCUGGUUCAAGUUCCCCCGGACCAGCUCCAAGCUGGAACAUUUCGUCUCCAUCCUCCUCAAGUGCUUCGACUCCCCGUGGACCACCAGAGCCCUGUCCGAGACGGUGGUGGAGGAGAGCGACAACAAGCCGGCCUACGGGAAGAUGAACGGCUCCACGGAGAAGAAGUCCUCCACGGUCAGCGAGGACGUGGAAGCCACGGCCCCGAUGCUGCACAGGACCAAGUCCCGGGUGGAGCAGGGGAUCGUGGACCGGACGGAGAGCGGCGUCCUGGACAAGAAGGAAGGCGAGCAGGCCAAGGCGCUCUUCGAGAAGGUCAAGAAGUUCCGCACGCACGUGGAGGAGGGCGACAUCGUCUACCGCCUCUACAUGAGGCAGACCAUCAUCAAGGUGAUCAAGUUCAUCCUGAUCAUCUCCUACACCGUCUACUACGUCAACAACAUCACCUUCGACAUCGACUGCAAAGUGGACAUCGAGAGCCUGACGGGGUACCGCGUGUACCGCUGCGCCCACCCGCUGGCCACCCUCUUUAAGAUCCUGGCUUCCUUCUACAUCAGCCUGGUGAUCUUCUACGGCCUGAUCUGCAUGUACACGCUCUGGUGGAUGCUCCGGCGCUCCCUCAAGAAGUACUCCUUCGAGUCCAUCCGGGAGGAGAGCAGCUACAGCGACAUCCCCGACGUCAAGAACGACUUCGCCUUCAUGCUGCACCUCAUCGACCAGUACGACCCGCUCUACUCCAAGCGCUUCGCCGUCUUCCUCUCCGAGGUGAGCGAGAACAAGCUGCGGCAGCUGAACCUCAACAACGAGUGGACCUUGGAGAAGCUGCGGCAGCGGAUCACCAAGAACUCCCAGGAGAAGCUGGAGCUGCACCUCUUCAUGCUCAGCGGCAUCCCGGACACCGUCUUCGACCUUGUGGAGCUGGAGGUCCUGAAGCUGGAACUCAUCCCCGACGUCACCAUCCCGCCCAGCAUCGCCCAGCUCACCAGCCUCAAGGAGCUGUGGCUGUACCACACGGCCGCCAAAAUCGAGGCCCCGGCCCUGGCCUUCCUGCGGGAGAACUUGAAGUCCUUGCACAUCAAGUUCACGGACAUCAAGGAGAUCCCGCUGUGGAUCUACAGCUUGAAGACGCUGGAGGAGCUGCACCUGACGGGCAACCUGAGCGCCGAGAACAACCGGUACAUCGUGAUCGACGGCCUGCGGGAGCUGAAGCGGCUGCGGGUGCUGAGGCUGAAGAGCAACUUGACCAAGCUGCCCCAGGUGGUGACGGACGUGGGGGUCCACCUGCAGAAGCUCUCCAUCAACAACGAGGGCACCAAGCUCAUCGUCCUCAACAGCCUGAAGAAGAUGGUCAACCUGACGGAGCUGGAGCUGAUCCGCUGCGACCUGGAGCGCGUCCCCCACUCCAUCUUCAGCCUCCACAACCUCCAGGAGAUCGACCUCAAAGACAACAACCUCAAGACCAUCGAGGAGAUCAUCAGCUUCCAGCACUUGCACCGCCUCACUUGCCUUAAGCUGUGGUACAACCACAUCGCCUACAUCCCCGUGCAGAUCGGCAACCUCGUCAACCUGGAGCGCCUUUACCUGAACCGCAACAAGAUCGAGAAGAUCCCCGUCCAGCUCUUCUGCUGCCGGAAGCUCCGCUACUUGGAUCUCAGCCACAAUCUCUUGAUUUCCAUACCGGCGGAGAUCGGGCUGCUGCAGAACCUGCAGAACCUAGCUGUGACGGCCAACAGGAUCGAAACCCUCCCCGCCGAACUCUUCCAGUGCCGGAAACUUCGGACUUUGCACCUGGGCAACAACGUCCUGCAGUCCCUGCCUUCCCGGGUGGGCGAGCUGGCAAACCUGUCCCAGAUCGAGCUGCGGGGCAACCGCUUGGAGUGCCUGCCGGUGGAGCUGGGCGACUGCCCCUUGCUGAAGCGCAGCGGGCUGGUGGUGGAAGAGGACCUCUUCAACACGCUGCCCCUGGAGGUGAAGGAGCGCCUGUGGCGGGCCGACAAGGACCAGGCCUGAGACGCUUUGGUGGAAAGGGGAGGGGAGAGCCAAACGCCUCGGACCAAAGCACCCCAGAGAAACGCCUGGCUGCCCCUCCCGGCUCAAACCGGACUGGCCGAGACCCGCCCGGCCAGAGCUGCCACGCGUGGGUGGGACUCAGGUGGCUUGAUCCUCCAGGACGCAGGGCUUGCGGGAGGAAGAAGGGAGCCAGGGUGAGAAGAGCAUUUCUGCUAACGUUGCCGUUGGCGGGACGGGAAGCCGGGCGCCCCUGCCGGCCCCCGCCCUGAAGUGGGACUCUUAACUCCUGCCCAAGUCCCUUGGAGCUGCCUCCGGACCGGAAAGGAGGGCAGGCAGGAGAGGGCGAGAGCCCACUGGACCCUGCCUCAGACUGCCUGCUGGCGCGCCGUCCCGAGUGGGAACCCGAGGGGUUUUGGCCGUCGUGCGAUUCACAGGCAGGCUUCUGCAUAGCGACGCUAGCUUUACUUGCACACGGACUUCACGGUUGGCUCAUCGGGGCAGGCAGCUUUUCCAGCCCCACGCCCUCGAGGGGUUUUGGGACACAGCUCCCCGCCUUCCUUACCGUCGGGCAUGUUGGCUGGGGAUGCUGGGAGCUGGAGUCGCAAAGCUACGGGGGAGACCCGGUGGGGCUGAGUUGGGAAGUUGUUAGAAGAGCCGAGAAGAAGAAAUUUGUUCUACCCAUCAAUUUGUUCUACCCAUCAAUUUUGAUGCUGGCAUUGUACUUUCUGUCCUUUUAAUCUCCAGUCAAUUUACCUUGGAUCACUAUGCAGAACUUGACUUUCUUUUUUCCAAGUCUCCCCUCCCUCCCCCCGCCGCCCUCUCCUGUCCUAAAAUUAGGAUCUUUCUGUCUCCAAAUCGUGGUCAUUCGAUACUACGGUUACCGUUCCUAGGUGGGGAUAGAUCCGAAAAUGUAGCGACUCCAAGGCGUUCCCUGGCCGAGUUUUCUGUCUGGACAAGGAUCAUGGCUUGUAUAAUCGGGGGGGGGGGGGGGAUUUAAUUUUUUAAAAACUGACUUUUAAACUGUCCCUUCAACCUCUUAGCACGCGGGGGAUCCGAAACACUGCGGUCAGUUCAGAACCAUCUCUUUGGAUAGGUGAUGGCGAUAAAGACACUAAAAUAAACACAGAAUUCCUCUACACCAGGUGAGGGCGGAAGGUCACCUUCCAGAUGUUUUGCAGCAAACACCCCCACGCUCCCUGGUCCGAAAUGCUUGUGAGUUGAAGAUCGAAACAUCUGGAUCUCUCUCCCUCCCGCCCACCCCGUGCUGCACCCUCCCUUGGGGGCAUUUUGUUUUUCUUAAGGUGCUGCUCCUCAUUCCUCUUCCGUUUAUGUUUUUUAUAUUGCAGCUGGUCUGGUUUUUUUUUUUUUUGGGUAUGUGUGUGUUUCGUUUAGUUUUUCGCGCUCCUGCAGCCUCCGCAGAAGAGGCUGAUAUCCCCCCACCCCCGUUGCCAGCGUUGGUUGCUGGAGCAAGCGACCCGCUUGCCGGCUCUCGCUGGACGGCGCCCGGCUCCCUCCCUUUGUACCCCUUUCAUUCCCUCUUCAGUCUUAAAGGAACAGCGUCACGCACCUUCGAAGGGCGCCAGGCUCUCUGGCUUCCUGUCGCGAGGAGCCCUUGCGCUCGGAAGUGAAGGGCCCGUCUUAAAACAUGUAGACCUUGCACUACUUUCUAAUCUGUCCAGUGGGAAAUUGAAUCUUUGGAAUGGCCACCAAACUAUUGGCAAAAACAGGCGGUCAAAGCAUAGCGUUCCCUUAGAGUCGAAAACGCUCUGCUCCGUCGAAGGAGGCGUUCCAGCUGCGCGGUUCCCUUGAGGUGUAGCAUGGGUGUGCGCUCAAAAGCAGCUGCUAUGCUUUUCCGAGUUUUUCCUUCCUGCCAGAAAGGUGUUGGUUUUGGCCCAAGGCGCGCGCGAGAACGUCCGGACCCCCCCUUCCCUCCCCCUUUGUUUAACGUUCCUUGCAGUUGAAAGGAUUAAACAGACGCUGCUAGCUUCCGCUUUCUUCUGCGUCCGGUGUAAUAGGAGAAAGACACACGCGGCCCCCGUCCUCCGCCCGCGCGCACCCGCCAAGCUGAAAAGCCACGUGAAAAAGCGAUGUAAAGCAGGCCUCUGGUAUUGUCAGUGUUCCAAUAAAGCUACAUGGAUAU
Molecule: messenger RNA, 4743 nt
Organism: Elgaria multicarinata webbii
Lineage: Eukaryota; Metazoa; Chordata; Lepidosauria; Squamata; Anguidae
Gene: LRRC8A
Product: leucine rich repeat containing 8 VRAC subunit A
Exons: 4
Coding region: 171-2603 (810 amino acids)
Molecular function (GO): protein binding
Source: RefSeq, a predicted model, not a curated record